Messenger RNA from Salvia miltiorrhiza (redroot sage), 2068 nucleotides. Its product is annotated as cytokinin dehydrogenase 9. Gene Ontology annotation, molecular function: cytokinin dehydrogenase activity; FAD binding. Gene Ontology annotation, biological process: cytokinin metabolic process. Lineage: Eukaryota; Viridiplantae; Streptophyta; Magnoliopsida; Lamiales; Lamiaceae. The transcript is spliced from 5 exons. The record is from RefSeq and is a predicted model, not a curated record. Bases 273 to 1949 code for a protein of 558 amino acids.
AUGCAAGAAUCAUGUUUGCAGCAAAAUGUGAAGUCACUAAGUCCUCAAAAGUGUGAGGAUAGCAGUGAUUGGUCCAAGUGUACAAAUAUAUUUGCCCCAAAUAGUCUCAAGCAAAAAAGGUGAUGCAAUCAAAUAUUGAAAAAGUUUGUUGCAAUAUCUCCUUUAUUUUGGAUAUAAGUAUCUCCACUUAAGAAGAACUAAACAUAGGACCAAGACAAAUUUGAAAACGCCUUAUUGCAUAGUGAAAGAAAGAGAAAGCUAAGUACCCAUCGAUGUUGCGUUCCCAGUCUCGAAAACUUGGGUACGAGAUGCUUAUCGGAGAGUGCCUCACUUUCUUUAGACAGAAAACCAGAGCUCUUCUUGUACUAGUUUUGUUGCACAGUUUCAUGAUCAUUUGUUCUAACCACCCUUUUGCCACCCCACAAACCGAUGAAUCUCUAGUGCAUUCAUCCCUGGCCAAGAUGAGGUUCGAGGGGAACUUGUCUUUCAAUAAUAUGGAGUUUGCAGCAAGGGACUUCGGCAAUAGAUACCAUCUCAUGCCGUCUGCAGUUUUGCAUCCGAAAUCAGUUUCGGAUAUUCUGUCCGUUGUGAGGUACGUGUAUGACUUGGGCCUGAAUUCAGAGCUCACUGUUGCUGCACGGGGCCACGGCCACUCGCUGGAAGGCCAGGCACAGGUGCAUCAGGGCGUUGUGAUCAGCAUGGAGUCACUCCGUGUCCCCGAGAUGAGCUUCCACACCGGGAAACACCCCUAUGUUGAUGUUUCUGCUGGGGUACUGUGGAUAGAUAUCCUGCAUGAGAGCCUCAAACAAGGUCUAACACCAAGAUCGUGGACUGAUUAUCUCCAUCUCACUGUUGGUGGCACCUUGUCGAAUGCUGGAAUCAGCGGCCAGGCUUUCCGACACGGGCCACAGAUUAACAAUGUCUACCAACUCCAAGUUGUCACAGGUAGAGGAGAAGUAGCUACGUGUUCGGAAGAGCAAAACGCAGACCUCUUCCACGCCGUGCUAGGCGGUCUAGGACAGUUUGGCAUCAUCACCCAAGCAAGAAUUGCCUUAGAGCCUGCGCCGAAAAUGGUUAAAUGGAUAAGAGCACUGUAUUCAGAUUUCUCAACAUUCGCCCGUGACCAGGAGCAUCUGAUAUCUACGAAAAAAUCCUUGGACUACGUAGAAGGAUUCAUCAUCAUAAACAGAACCGGCUUGUUAAACAACUGGAGAUCGUCUUUCAAUCCCAAGGAUCCAGUUCAAGCAGACCAGUUCACCUCCGAUGGGAAGCUUCUGUUUUGCCUGGAAGUUGCAAAGUACUACAAUCCUCGAGAUUCGGACAACAUCAAUCAGGAUGUCGACACUCUCUUAUCAGAACUGAACUACAUACGAUCCACUCUCUUCCUGUCGGAGGUUUCCUAUGUCGACUUCCUUGACAGAGUACACGUGUCUGAAGUGAAACUCCGGGAAAAAGGCCUCUGGGAGGUACCACACCCAUGGCUGAACCUUCUUGUUCCCAGAAGCCGAAUUCAUGAGUUCGCCAGAGAAGUUUUCGGUAGCAUAGUAAAAGAUACGAGCAACGGCCCCGUCCUCAUCUACCCCGUCAACAAAGCAAGGUGGAAAUCUGGAACGUCCUUGGUCACACCCGAUGAGGACGUUUUCUACCUGAUCGCUUUCUUAUCUUCAGCAAUAGCAUCAUCGACAGGAAAGGAUGGCCUCGAGCAUAUUUUAUCACAAAACAAGAAAAUACUGAGUUUUAGCCAGAGACCUUACCUUGGGAUCAAACAGUACCUGCCACAUUACAGCACUGAAGAGGAGUGGGAAGCUCAUUUCGGUGCCCACUGGGAAGUUUUCUGCCGGAGAAAGUUGAGCUACGAUCCCCUGGCGAUCCUAGCUCCGGGACAGAGGAUAUUCCGGAGAGGAAUGGUGUCUGCGCUACAAAGACCAGAGGGUCGAGACAUCGCCUGAUGUCAAGAGCCAAGAAAAAUAGUAGAUAGAUAAAAUGCACAUACUUCUUUUAUUUUUGGACUUCCAGCAUCAGAUGUUCUAGAAUAGUAUCAAGGAAGUAUGGAGAAUAUGAGAUUUUA